Molecule: messenger RNA, 2204 nt
Organism: Scaptodrosophila lebanonensis
Lineage: Eukaryota; Metazoa; Arthropoda; Insecta; Diptera; Drosophilidae
Gene: pcs
Product: SH3 domain-binding protein 5 homolog
Exons: 4
Coding region: 551-2017 (488 amino acids)
Biological process (GO): intracellular signal transduction; negative regulation of protein tyrosine kinase activity
Cellular component (GO): cytoplasm
Molecular function (GO): protein kinase inhibitor activity
Source: RefSeq, a predicted model, not a curated record
CGCACCGCACGCAGACGGGGACGCGCGAGUAGGCGUUGUAGUUGUAGCGUUUUAAUGCAGAUAUAGCCACCAAAACACAGUAUAUACAGAGAAAAGUCGAACAAACGAGCAGUGCGCUUCGUACACCUAUACAUAAAUACACACACAUACAUAUAUUUUAGGUGUAAUUUUGUCUAAUUUAUGCGUGUGAUCGAGCUGUGCAUUCUAAAAAAUGAUUUGUUGCAAACAAAAUUGGCAGUGAAACAACACAAUUUACAUAAUAUUAGCAGAAAUCAAAACAAACACGCACAUACACACACACAAAUAUAGUGAGUGCAAAAUUCAAUUUACGUAAAAAAAAAGCUGAAACAAAAACAACAAAACAAUAUGCAAGUGAAAAUGCAAAUGGAAACUAAUUGACAAACACAGAGCGCAGGCAGCAAACAAAAGUGAAAAUAGUAUAUUGAGCUGACGCUGUUGUCGGUCUCAGCCAAUCCCUCGCUCCCCUACCUGUCCCAACAAGCGUUGUAGUUGCUGGUUAAUUGAAUUUUGCGAUCGAAUUUUGUGCAAAAUGUCGUCGACAGCGACUGAAGAUAGCGAGCUGGACCCGCAAAUUCAGAUCGAACUGGAGAAUCUCAAUAGCGCUACGGAUGAGAUAAAUAAGCUGGAAAUUGAAUUGGAGGAGGCCAACUCUACUUUUCGCAUUCUGCUAAAUGAGUCAACGCGCCGACUUAAACUGUCCUCCAAAAAACUGGGCAAUUGCAUAGAGAAGGCCCGUCCCUACUAUGAGGCGAUGGAGAAGGCUCGCGAGGCUCAAAUUCAGUGCCAGCAGGCAGCCGUCAAAUUUCAACGGGCCAAUGAAAUACAUACAGCAGCCAAGGAAACGGUGGCUCUGGCCGAGCAACGUUUUAUGUCAAACUCACACGAAUGGCAGUUCGACAAUGCUUGGCAGGAGAUGCUCAAUCAUGCCACCCAAAAGGUCAUGGAUGCAGAGAAACAAAAGGCCGAUUGCCAUGCGGAGCAUCAACGACGCACGCGUGUCUUUCACAGCGCAGAGCAAAAAGUUCAACAGCUGGAGGAUCGCUUCCGGCGCAGUAUAAACAAAUCACGCCCCUACUUCGAAGAGAAACAAGUGUGCCAGGAUCAGUUGCAGACGCAAAAGAACCGCAUCCAGGAGCUGCAGCAGCAGGUGGCAACUGCCAAGACCACAUAUUCUACAGCCCUACGUAAUCUAGAGCGCAUCAGCGAGGAUAUACACAGGCAGCGCGGUGAUUAUCCGGGUCUGAGCGGCUCGCCGCCACCUCCUGGACUCCGCGAACCGGGCGUGGGUGCCGAACUGAAUACACCUACAUCCACAACAUUACCCUCGCUGCCAGAUUUUCAGCUGGAGCUGGAAAAAUGCGACUAUCCUUCGAUUGCUGGCAGUCAAAUGUCCCUUGGUGGCGACCGCGCCGCACAGCAUCCGACAUCAACGGAAACGGAGGACGAAGAGGAUGCCUGCGACUACGAUGAGACGGGCGAUUUGCGCGGUUUGGUGGAUGAACACGAUCUGGAGGCGCUACGCCAGAAAGUCAAAAUACUCGCAGUACGACCGAUCGAAGGUGGCGAGCAACACAGCGAUGUGUGGGAGCAUGAGCUGAAGGCCACCGUCGACAAGCUGGAUCAUCUAAUGAUGCUAAAGGAAGCCGCCAAACAACAACAAACGGAGCGCCCCAAGCCUGUCCAGAUGGUGCGGCCAGAUUCAUUAGGUGCCGAAGCUCAACAAAGGCACAACGACGAUGAUGGCGACGUUGUUGUGCUUGUGGCCAAGGGACCACUCAUCAAGGUGACCGCUGCAGUAAACAGUUUGCCCGCCACUCCUCAGCAUCAAGCCACUCCCAUUAAGAAGCUGCAACAACAGCUGGCACCCCUCCCCUCGGUCAAUGUUUCUAUGCGUGAAUUGCCUCUUCUGGCUCGUCUCUCCAAUGAGCUUCUAGAUCGGAGCAGUGCGGCCUUAGGCGGCAUGCGGAAGCAGCUGCGUCGCCGCUCUCUUGAAUGAGAAAGUCCCUCUACUACAUACCCAUACCUUUCCCCUCACACUUCCUAACACAACGCACCUCGGCGAAUAUCAAAUUAAAGUUUGUUUAUAUUAAAUGAAUAUUGUAAAGUGCAAGUUUUUGAUGCCGCAUUUAAAAGUACACAGUAAUUAUAAUAUACAUAUAUAUAUUUUCGUAACAAAAAACCUA